GAUUAAAGUAAGGUGAGUAAUAACAUGAGAGUGGCCAAAACAUGAUCCAAACCUGAAACCCCAUAAAUUUCUCUUUUAUUAUGAUGAUUAUGAUAUGAUGAUUAUGAUUAUGAUUAUCUUGAAAAGCACACAUCUCAAGAAGAAACUGUUAAGUAAGAGAGUCUCCCGGCGACCUCAUGCUCUUUCCCGAUCAUAACAAUGCAAUUUAUGCAAAUUGAAGUACGUACGGCAGCAUAUUCUUUUCAACUAGGGGCAAAAUAGUCAAUUCACACCCUCGUAACAACGUUAAGUCGUUAACGUUAUUUCCUUUCCCAAACGCAACGUUGACACGGAAACAAAACAAUGCAUCAUGUGCUACAACUACAAACUGUGAAAUUCAAAACUACCCAAUUCCUCAACCGACAAAUUCACUCUCAUUUUCUCUCUUAAAUCUUAUAGUACCAUGAUUUCAUAAGAAAAAAAAAACAUCAUCAUCAAAUUGUUUUUUUUUAAAAAAAAAUUUAAUUUUAUUUUAGUUUCUCGAGAAAAAAUAUAACAUGUCUGACGCUUUGAUCAAUGGAUUGGCUGGAGCUGGUGGAGGGAUCAUUGCUCAACUUAUCACAUACCCUCUUCAAACUGUAAACACUCGUCAACAAACCAAUCGUGAUCCGAAGGGCAAGAAGAAUUUAGGGACUUUCCAGCAAAUGUGUCAGGUUGUGAAACAUGAGGGGUGGGAGCGAUUGUAUGGAGGCUUGACACCAUCACUUGUCGGUACAGCUACAUCUCAGGGUGUUUACUAUUAUUUCUAUCAAAUAUUCAGGAACCGAGCUGAAGCAGCAGCACUAGAGAAGAAAAUGCUAGGCACCGGUGAUGGUUCAGUUGGAAUGCUUUCCUCGCUUGUUGUUGCUGCGUUAUCUGGCUGCGUUAACGUGCUCUUGACAAAUCCCAUAUGGCUAGUUGUUACUCGCAUGCAGACACAUAGAAAAGAGUCGAAGAGAGCCCUCACUGAUCCACGGUUGUCAGAUGCCAUUAAACAAUCAACACUUUCUACUAUUGAGCCUCGUGCUUAUGGAACUAGUCAUGUGAUUCAAGAAGUUUAUGAUGAAGCUGGUGUUUUAGGUUUCUGGAAGGGCGUGUUACCAACAUUAGUCAUGGUUAGCAAUCCUUCCAUACAGUUCAUGCUGUAUGAAACCUUGUUGGCGAAGUUGAAAAGAGGACGUGCUAGUAAUAGCGUAACUGCAAUAGAGAUAUUUCUUCUCGGAGCUAUCGCUAAGCUUGGAGCUACGGUGGUGACCUAUCCUCUUCUUGUUGUCAAGGCAAGGCUUCAAGCUAGGCAGGUUAACAAUGGAGACAAGAGACACCAUUAUAAAGGUACAUGGGAUGCUAUUAUUAAGAUGAUCCAGUAUGAAGGUUUUAAUGGAUUUUACAAAGGCAUGGGAACCAAAAUUGUACAAAGUGUUCUAGCUGCAGCUGUUUUGUUUAUGGUGAAAGAAGAACUAGUUAAUCAGACUCGUUUCUUGCUUUCCAAGCCAAAGCUUGUGUGAUUGGAAAAUCACUUAUUUUUAGUUUUCCACAGAUUGAUAAUUCAAGAACCAUCUGCAUUUGGCAUAUUCAAUUUAAUCAUGGGAAAUUGAUUGUGGUAUUGGAAAGCUUGUAUAACUCAUUUAAUAGGAGAUUAUAAUAUGGCUUUAAACUUUAUUAUGAUUUAAGACACGUUUUCAAAUGGAAAGAUGUGUUUAAACUUUA
This is a messenger RNA of Trifolium pratense (red clover), 1725 nucleotides long. RefSeq names its product peroxisomal nicotinamide adenine dinucleotide carrier-like. Bases 537 to 1523 code for a protein of 328 amino acids. Lineage: Eukaryota; Viridiplantae; Streptophyta; Magnoliopsida; Fabales; Fabaceae. Gene Ontology annotation, biological process: nucleotide transport; transmembrane transport. The record is from RefSeq and is a predicted model, not a curated record. The transcript has 11 exons.